Molecule: messenger RNA, 1756 nt
Organism: Rhea pennata
Lineage: Eukaryota; Metazoa; Chordata; Aves; Rheiformes; Rheidae
Gene: RPP25L
Product: ribonuclease P/MRP subunit p25 like
Exons: 2
Coding region: 381-938 (185 amino acids)
Biological process (GO): tRNA 5'-leader removal
Cellular component (GO): ribonuclease MRP complex
Molecular function (GO): RNA binding
Source: RefSeq, a predicted model, not a curated record
GGGCCUGGCGCUUCGUGCCCGCGGGCGGGCUGGGCCCGCUCCCUAACUGCGGGGCGGGGGGGGGGGGGGGGACAGAGGCCGCCUGUGGCGGCGGCGGAGCCGGGUCUGGGCGCCUGGCCGAGUCCCCAAGGCGAAGCUGGCAGAGCGCUGGCUCCCGGGCCUCUGUCUGCGUUCACGUCCCCCCCAAAAGCCCCUUACGCGUUCCUGGUGUGCCGGGCAGCUCACCCGCUCCCGCUGGCCGCGUGUCCUGUCCCCAGCCGUGGGUCAGAGUCUUCCUCUGACAGCUGUGCUGCCUCGUCGAGUGUCCGAUCCCUGCGCUUGCCCCUAGACAGGGCAGUCGUGGGGGCCAGGUCCUUGCUGCUUCCCCGCUAUUCAGCAUAAUGGAGAACUAUAAGAAGACCAAGAUUGUGGAGAAACCUUGUCCUCUUCCUUUCACUGACCUGCCCCCUGAUAUUAUUGAAAUGAAAGUGAAGGACGGGAGCAAAAUCAGAAACCUGAUGGGAUAUGCGAUAGGCAAGAUGGAGCUGGACUCAGUGAGACAGAUCCUUUUCACUGGCUCAGGCAAGGCCGUCAGCAAGACCAUUACUUGUGUGGAAAUCAUGAAACGAAGGCUCAAAGAACUCCACCAGAUCACCAAAGUGCUCUUCAAACAGAUCGAAGAGAUCUGGGAACCCAUUGUGCCUGAGGCAGGCCUUGAUACCUUGACAGUGAAGAGAAACAUUCCUGCCAUAUGUGUCUUGCUCAGCAAAGAUGCCCUUGAUCCCCAAGAGCCUGGAUAUCAGGCUCCAGGCUCUUUUGAAGCUUUCUGGAUCGAGACGCUCAAAGCUGAGUCCCAGGGCCAAAUGAAGAGGAAGCAAGGUGGAGGAAGGGGAGCUGGCAACACAGAGAAGCACCCUCGGCCUGUUGGAGGGCAUGAGGAGUCCUGCGAAAAGUCCUGAGACAAAGACACGUUUGGGUGUAACUUAGGGGAUUUAAGGAAAAAAGCCAGCUACUGUGCCUGGAAAGCUGCUGAACACAUGGGCUUGCAGAGCUGUUAGGGGAGGGAAGGAGAAGUUGCUAUUUCAAAAUAGACGUGAUUGUAGCUGUCUGAAAUUGUUUUGACAAGCUUCCUUGUCAGAGGCUGCCAGGCUGUACUCUGUGGCGUGCGGCUCAGGGAUGAAACAGAGACGGGAACCGAGCAUGGACUAUUGGCAUCUGGUCAGCGGGCCCAAAAUAAUAGCUGUUCACAGAGCUGGGUUUAAGCUGCGCGGGGAGAUGCAGCAGGCGCAGUACAGCGCCUGCUCGAGGUAGAGGUGGCUCUUGCUGUGGCACAGCCGGAAGGUGUGAUCUGACUUGGAUUUCUGGCUGCUGCCUGCGUUGCCAGAGCUUGUGUAUACAGAAAACACGGUCCUGGGCUGGAUCAGCCGCUUAAUCUGUGCCUGAAAGUCCGUCUUCUGCUAAUCCCUUGUGGCAGGCUGCUGGUUUGAAUGUAGGGCUGCAGUCUCUCCUCAGAUACGACUCCAUCUGUGAUUUUUGCGAGAGUUGUACCCUUUCUGUCCUCCUUUGACCUCCUCUGUGGAGCUGGCAGAUUAGACCUCUGUCUGCCAAGUUGUCAGGAGUUGACUAAUGUAAUGAUCAGCCCAAAAUCCCUAAGCUGUGCCAGUGCCUCAAGGUGGUAGUAGUGGUAAGCUCCAAAGCACACUGUUUCCCCUUUCUGCUCCUUUAUGAUACAUAGAAAUGAAUUUAAAAUAAAAUUUCCUCUUUAUUUAAUGUGAAA